AUGAUAUUGUACUGUUAUAGUCUAUGGGGUUGUUAUUGUACAAUGCAUCAACAUGAGUUAUCAUCCCUAUCAUUACCAUCAGGAAAUACACAUCAACAAUAUAUAACUUCUACUUAUUCAGAUAUAUUUAAACUUUUAAAUUGUACAGUAGAUUAUAUCAUUCAAUUAGGAGUUAAACCAGAUAUUCAGCAUAAAGAAGAUACAUUGUUAGAGCAUUCAAAACAAUCACCUGUACUAAGUGUAGGCGCAUAUCAAUGGAUUGAAUUAACAUGUACAUGUUGUUGUGCCUAUCCUGAUCAAUGGAAACAGAUUACUAAUACACAAUUAAUACAAACAAUGAACCAGACAGCUGUUAAUCAGUCAUUGGAUAAUAGUAAUUAUACAACAACAACUUUACUAUAUAAGAUUACAUCAUCGAAUGGACAUGUGAUUGCAUUAUCACUUUCUAAAAAGAUUCAUUCUAAUAUUCAUUUAUAUCAUUGUGAGAAUAUAACUACAACUGCUGCUGCUAUUGACACUGAUACAUAUAAUAGUAAUAGUAAUAAUGAUUCUAUUUGUAUUACUUUAUAUUCAGAGAUUAAAUGUAAUGCACCGAAUGGAUUUUAUAUGCAUGCAGAGAAUUUAGGUCAUAGUCAAAUUACUGCCACAUUGAUAUGGAUGAAUAGUACAUCAAGGAAGCAUAUUGAUUCAUUAACAAAGAUGACAGAGUCAUUUGGCAUUAUAGACGAUCAUCAUGGUGCUACUGGUACUGUCACAACAACAACAACAACAGUUACAAUGACAAGCCCAGCACAUAUGAAACAACAUCAAAAACAAUUACAAGAACAAACUCAAUAUCAGUUAGCAAAUAAAGGAAUCAAUGAUAUACUGGAUCCAACACAAAUUAAAAUUACCGAUGCAAAAUUUAUUAAUACUUUGAAUAAUAAUUUGAAUGGUACAUGGAAAAGUUAUCUUUGGUUAACAGUUUUAUUAAGACCACAAAAAUUUUAUAUCGCUUCAGAUUGGAGUUCAGCGGUGAUAGCAUUUAUGCUUGCCUUAUCUGUUGGCUGUUGUGAUGAUCCUAUCUUGGUUAGAGAACAAUUAUAUGAACCAAAGCCUAUACUGACUGGUUUAUUUUGUCAGUUGAUUAUAAUUCCAAUGCUUGGUUUAGGUCUGGGAGUUGUCUUCGAUUUAGACAUAGAUCAAGCAUUUGGUUUGUUCAUUUGUUCAACUGUACCGGCCGGUGGAUUAGCUUACUUACUGACAUACCUAAGUAAUGGAGAUAGACAGUUAUCAGCAGCACUAUCUUUGAUCUCAAGUAUAGCUGAUUUGGCGGUUACGCCAGUGUGGGCAAUGACAAUAGGCUGGUAUUGGUUUAAUCGUCCAAUAAAUAUUGCAAAAACAUUUGGUUGGUUAUUGCUUAUAGCAGGAGCACAAAGUAUAGGAACUUUAAUGCGAGGAUGUCGACCAGGCUUAGCACGUGGUAUUUUAACAUGGGUAACUAGACCACUCCUUUUAUUAUCUGGCAUACUGUUGGUCACACUCGGAGUAUACAUUAAUCAUUAUGCUUUCAAUGAAGUGACACAAAGUUUAAUCCUAGCUUUACUAACUCUUAUUACAUGCGGUUUUGCUGUUGGAUGGCUAGUUGGUACAUUGACCAAUCAAGGUUGUACAGGAUCAAGAACAUUAUCUACAGCAUCUUCAGUAUUUAAUGGUCUUUUGUGUAUACCUUUGUUAAGAACAUGUGUACAUGCACCAGAAGGUGAUUUAGCCGCUGUAGUUGCAUUAUGGACAAUAUUCUUUGCACCUAUUCCAUUGGCCUAUCAUGCAGCAGUUACAAUAGCUGAGAAAUGGUUAACAAGUUACCUGCAAAAUAGAAGAAGGAAGCGUGAAGAAGAAAAUUACAUGGCUGCUAUGAUAGGCGGAAAACAACACCAAUUUGGUGCUACUUCUAUUGCUGCCGUAGCUGCUGCAGCUAUCGCAGUUACACCAGCUAUCACAGCCGGGAGUCGACCUGAUAAAAACAAAACUUCAACCGCCCAUUCUUCAGAAGUAGUAUUUUAUAACGAUGAUGAUAGUAGAGACAACAGUGCUUACGUAACACAAUCACCACCUAUAAAAACAACAUUUGAAGCUUCAAAGAAAAAGUCUCUGAACACUGUUAACACACCGACUAGUUCAAUGAACCAUCCUUUACAGUAUGAAAGUAAUUUAGACAACUAUGGACAACAUGGUGUGCGCAACUUGUACAGAGAACAUUUCAAACCGAUCGUUGAUGAUGAUGAUGAUGAACUAGAAUUGAAUAUAUUAACUAAUAAAAACGCCACAUCACUGUCAAGUAACUACAAAAAUAGAUCACCUGUAUUCGCAGCACAGCAAACACGUGCCAAAAGGGCAAAUUGGCUUACAGAUUCUAUAAAUCUCAGCGACAAACAACAAAAACGUGAAGGGAGAGAUGAAUCCACAGAAACAGAAUCAAUGAUAACCUGUAAGCCAAAUGAUCACAGAAACAUGGGUAUACGCAUGUUUAUGUCUCACAACAGUAAUGCAAAUUCAAUGGAAUACCAACCUGAUAAUCGUUAUAUAUCACCAGCAGAUAUAGGAAAAGAAUUGAAACGAGCCAGUCUCCAGUCAACUGUAAAUUUUAUGGAGAGAGAUCAUCACCACUCUACUGCAGCUAACGCAUCACCACCAUAUACAAACCUCUGA
This is a messenger RNA of Heterobilharzia americana, 2688 nucleotides long. The record is from the annotation of a GenBank genome assembly. Lineage: Eukaryota; Metazoa; Platyhelminthes; Trematoda; Strigeidida; Schistosomatidae.